UUUUAAAGCAAAAUAUUAAAUAAAACUUGAACGAUGUCGUAGCAAGUUGAAUAAACUUUUUAUUUAAAUUCACUGAAAAUCCUUAAAAAAUGACAGUUUCUUAUACGGCAGAAGUGGCACAUAGCACUUGGUUUGGUUGUUUUCCAAAACUUUUAUUAAGAUGGCGAGCUAGCAUUUACAAACUUAUUUGGGUGGAUGUUUUGACUUAUAUAGGCAUUUAUUAUGCUAUAAAUGGAACUUAUCGUUUCCUAUUGAAUGCGGACCAAAAGAAAUGGAGAGGCAGUAUUUAUAAAUUAAUUUGGUUGGACUUGGUGCUGUUUUUAACUCUGUAUUAUUGCAUCAACUGGAUUUAUGUUUAUUUAUUAGACGAGGAAGCUAAAAGAACUUUUGAGAGUAUAGUCUACUAUUGUGCCAGUUAUACGAGUCUCAUUCCUCUGUCUUUUGUAUUGGGUUUCUAUGUCAAUUUGGUUAUGACACGCUGGUGGGAACAGUACAUUACAAUACCUUGGCCCGACUCAAUAGCUGUUUUUGUUAGUGCUCAUGUGCACGGCCAAGAUGAAGGCAGCCGUGUAAUGCGCCGCACUGUCAUGCGUUAUGUGUGUUUGUGUCUGACUAUUGUGUUUACUAUGAUAUCACCAUGUGUAAAAAAGCGUUUUCCCAAAAUGAAACAUCUUGUUGACGCAGGACUUUUACUGGAAAAUGAAAAGAAAAUUAUAGAGUCAAUGGACAACUCGUUUCCUAAAUAUCCAAAACAUUGGAUGCCCAUAGUGUGGGCGGCUAGUAUCAUAACGAGAGCACGAAAAGAGGGCCGUAUUCGUGAUGAUUUCGCUGUCAAAACAAUAAUCGAUGAGUUAAAUAGUUUCCGUGGUCUUUGUGGCACCUUAAUGUACUAUGAUUUUAUAAGCAUUCCUUUGGUUUAUACGCAAGUUGUAACAAUUGCAGUUUAUUCUUUUUUUGUGGGCAGCUUGUUGGCUCAUCAAUGGACUUACAACAAAAAUAAUACUUACGAAUCAUUGGAUUUUUAUUCUCCUAUAUUUAUAACAUUGCAGUUUUUCUUCUAUAUGGGCUGGUUGAAGGUAGCGGAAACCUUGAUUAAUCCUUUUGGAGAAGAUGAUGAUGAUUUUGAGGUAAAUUGGAUGAUUGAUCGAAAUUUACAAGUCUCGUAUCUUAUAGUCGAUGAAAUGCAUCACGAACAUCCAGAAUUAGUAAAAGAUCAAUACUGGGAUGAAGUUUAUCCUAAUGAAUUGCCCUACGAAAGUGAAGCGAAACGAGAGCAACCACCAGAACCGUCCACCGCCAAAUAUGACUUAGAAGAUGCACCUAAGCGAGUAGUAUCUAAAGUAGCAUCUCAAGCCAACUCUGUUGCACCAAAUGGAAAGCCACGAACUUCAACACAUAGUAAUUUAAAUCAACGCAGUCAACGAUUUAAUGAAGCAUUUCAACGUUUUUUCACACAUUCGGAAGAUAAUGCAACAAAUACAAGCGUAGAUGUGGAAAACAGUUUUCAAUCAGUUUCCGAUAUUGAAAAUAUCGAACAUAUUACGUCUUAUACACACUCAAAUAUUGAUGAAUAUGAGUCUCAACUAGACAAUGAAAAACUUUGGAAACGAUCUGUAUUGGAACCAGUAACAGAAGAGGCUGAAGAAUUUUCUGAAGCUCAGGAGGACGAAGAAGAGCUGCUGAAUAUUGACGAGGAAUAUUAUGAAAAUGAAACACCAACAUCAUGUGAAAGUGAUUCCGAUUCUGAUUUAUUCGAAAAACUUCGUAUUGAACGCCAAAAACAACGUACGCAAAGGAUGAAUGAUUAUUUGGAGCGACAUUUUGGUUCCAAUUUUCAAUUUGUUAAAGAGUAUUUAACUAAUUUGGAAACAAAAGCUAAUAAGUCAACAUCAUUUGAGAAAAAGGAAGAAGAAAAAAUUUUAACUCAUCUGAAAAAUAAUGAAAAUCUUUCGACGCCUAUAACUUCUACUGCUAAUCAAAAACUGACUUCUGUAACACUGCUAACAAUAGACAGAAAUUCUUUGGAGCGAGAGUUGCUCACAGAUUUAGAAAACUCGAAAUUGUCGAUAACGAAUGAUAUAAUGAAAACUAAUGAAGAACCAACAUCAAAUAUUGAUAGCCAUGAAAAUAUAUCUUCAACAUCUACGAAAACAGUUCCAUUAAAACAAGAUUUCCAAAUAUUUCAAAUUGCUUCAGAGAAUUCUAUUUUAUCACCAGAAGCUCAAACCGAGUUAGUAUUACCAUCAAUAGAAAUUAGACCUUUUGGGUCAUCUCCAGCAUCAGAAACAAUAAAUCAAGUUAAUUUUUCUGCAAAUAUUGAACAAAAAUCACACCCCUCUAAUGAAUCUGAGCUAUUUUGGCUUUCUAAAGCCACAUCUCCAUUAGGUUCUGCAAGGAGCGUAUCUACGCAGUCUUCUUUAGUAGAUGAUUGGGAAAUUCUGUCUACAGGAAGCACAUUUGGAGAGUACAGAGUAGAUAUAGGUGAAUCGGAAAAUGAACACAAUACUUAAAAUAAAUACACUUCUUUUGCCUUAACCAUUUAUUUAUGAGUAGAGUUUGUUUUAUAGUUUCACCAAAAUUACAACAAUUUAUUUUCUCAAGUAUUUUGAUUAUAGUCUCGUUUUGCUUAAAUGUUAAUACACACUUAUAUAAAAAUGGUAUUUUCAUAGUCAUAAUUUCAGUGUAUGUAACAAAAAUGUAUUUUAGACCAAAAUACUAUAAAUAAUGGAUAUUAUCAUUGGUUUUGUUUAAAAAAAUUGCGUUAAUAUUAAAUUUUCGCUACAUUUUCGUUUACCAUAAAAGCAUCUUGGUUACCCAAAAAUAUAAAAUGAACAAACGCCAUAUGUGUGAAAUACAGUGGAAAGGGUUGAGGCAGUUACGAUACGUAUAAGUUACUGAGUAUUUAUGUGAAAAACAAAAAAAUUCUUUGAAAUACAUUCAUAUUUCAUUGUUGUAAUAUUAGAGAGGCAGAGGAUAUGAAAAUAUGAAAAAGUUGCUAUAUUUUCGAAAGCUCAUUAAGUCGAUUUAUGUGGCAUGCCAUAAAUUGUUGCAACAAAAUGUUCUUCUGUGCAAAACAAAAUGACACCAUACAUACAGACUACUACAUUUAAGGAUAUUGUUGUAUUUAGUUAUGUACAUAUGGAUGUAUGUACAUUGUACAAUCAUCAUAUAUUAGAUAUUUAGUUGCCAGUAGGCUGUAUAAUUUUAACCACAUUAAAAAAAAGAUACAGAGAAAAUAUUGAAGACCAUUCAUAUGUAAAAUGUUAUGUUUUGAAAAAAGCCAAGUAAAUAAAUUACAACCAAAAGCAGA
Lucilia cuprina (Australian sheep blowfly) is the source of this 3310-nucleotide messenger RNA. RefSeq names its product bestrophin-4-like. Bases 90 to 2510 code for a protein of 806 amino acids. The record is from RefSeq and is a predicted model, not a curated record. Gene Ontology annotation, molecular function: chloride channel activity. The transcript has 7 exons. NCBI's taxonomy places the organism in Eukaryota, Metazoa, Arthropoda, Insecta, Diptera, Calliphoridae.